Molecule: messenger RNA, 2175 nt
Organism: Chenopodium quinoa (quinoa)
Lineage: Eukaryota; Viridiplantae; Streptophyta; Magnoliopsida; Caryophyllales; Amaranthaceae
Product: serpin-Z10-like
Exons: 2
Coding region: 476-2032 (518 amino acids)
Molecular function (GO): serine-type endopeptidase inhibitor activity
Source: RefSeq, a predicted model, not a curated record
GGGGGGGGGUGGGGGUGGGGAAUCUGGGGAGGGGGUCAUUGGCCCUUGAGCCUCUUCGAAGGGGUAUUCUGUAUAUUUGGAAUGUAACUUGACUAUCUGCGACUGCGCUGCAGCAUCUGAUAUGUUUUAAGCUGUUGUAUUAUGCAUGUUGGUUUGAUUUCUUGCUCAGUUGCUUAUUGUUGAGUAUUGCUUAGUUGCUUAUUAGGACUGGAGUGAUGACUUUUACUUUUACAUCCUCAAAGAGACUAAGAGAGUGCCAACACCAUAUUUCUUUGAGUUGAUCGUUCGUUUGAGAGUGCCAACAUCAUACUAGUACAUUUGUUCAUUCUCUUUUGAUCCCGUUUGUCAUAUGAUUUUUUUAAGCUGUAUUUUACUACCCUACCCCUUUUGCCGUUAAGUUAUCCGUGAUUCCUAUCCGCUACAAAGGUCAAUAGUGUAAUUUUUUAAUAUUAAAAAAUAAAAAAAAGGAUAUAAUAUGUGCAGUAUAUAUAUGGUACUUUUUUUAUUUUAUCUUGAAAUAUACUACUCCGAACAUAUUUUGUAUCCUUAUUGUAUUAGGUUUCCUAAUGAGGAUAUAAUCAAAUUGGAGUGUGUAACAAAAAAUACAUAUAUAGUUCCAAUUAAAGUUUCAAAAGUAAAACAUAAUAAUAAAAAAAAAGUAUCAAAAUACAUUCAUCAGGUUUUCCCAAAAUUUAAACACAUCAUGACGAAGAAUUUGACUGCAAACAACUUCGACUCCGAAGACAUGGUGGAUUUCAAUGAUGAGGAUUUCACACAUGUGGAAAAAAAACAGUGCACCACGCACCGUCGGUACUGCCGGAUUUCCCACGACAUCCGCCUCGCAAUGAAAUUCAGCUUAAAAGUGGCCAACAACAUCUUGCAAGAAAAUCUUACCAUUGAUAAUCCUAAGAAUGUUGUUUGUUCCCCACUUUCGAUGGACGUCUUGCUCAACAUGAUUGCCCUUGGUGCAAAGGGGUCGACGCUAGGUCAGCUCAUGGAGCUUCUCGGGUGUGGUAGCGUGGAUGACUUUAUGGCCAGGGCGUCCGUGUUAGCCAGUAUCCUCCAAGAAGCUAAGGAUGAUGAACUAGGAUUAUCUUCCGUCAAUGCAUUAUGGGUUGAUCUAAUCUAUACCCUAAAUGCGUCGUUCCAAAAGGUUGUGAGGGAUUUGUACAAAGCUGAGUCUAAGGCUGUUGAUUUUGUGAAUCAGGUUGAUGAAGUGGUAAAAGAAGUAAACUUAUGGGCUGAAAAAGAAUCAAAAGGUUUGAUAAAAGAACUCAUCACAAACGAGUCCCUUUCUAGUAGCACAGUUAUGCUAUUGGUAAAUGCUUUGUACUUCAAAGGAACUUGGGUUAAGAAAUUCAAGCCAGAAUACACAAAAGAUGAAGUCUUUUACUUGCUCAAUGGAGAAAAAAUUCAAGUACCCUUCAUGAACAAAACUUACACGCACUACGACUACGGAACCUUUGAGGGAUGUCAAGUUCUAAGGAUGUUGUAUGAAGAAGAGGAGGAAUUCCUGAAGGGCGAAACAAAAAGGAGCUUUUCUAUGUACAUCUUCCUCCCGGACACCAAGGACGGGUUGUCGAAUUUGUUGGACACGAUACAAAUGAAUUCAAGUAUGUUCAAGGACAAGAUAAAGCUUAAGUAUGAACAAAUUGACAACCUUUCGAUUCCAAAAUUUGAUUUUGAAUGCGAGCAUUCACUUCGCCAGCCUAUGACAAAGUUGGGAUUGACACUGCCGUUUGAUGUGGAUUGUAAGGAUCUUGGUAAAAUUAUAGAGUCCUCUGCUUCGGGUGAUGAGCAACAACUCUAUAUCUCGGACGUGAUUCAGAAGUGUCGGGUUGAAACCGACGAAGUAGGAACGAAAGCCGUGGCUUUCACUAAGGCCGUACUUUUGUGUGGAGGUUUAGGAUUUAGAACGCCUCCACCCCCUAUUAACUUUGUGGCUGAUCAUCCUUUUCUGUUCAUGAUUAUGGAUGAUUAUUCGGGUGCGAUACUUUUCAUUGGCACUGUACUUAAUCCUUUACAAGGUUAGGCAACAUAGCAAAAUCAUCACUUAUGGUCUUAUGGAUGCAAUUAUGCUGCUUAGUACUUACUGCCAUGGAAGGGAUUAAGUCUUGUUUAAAAUUUUACUAGUUAUUUUCAUUUUUUAUUUUAAAAACUGUAUUUUUUUACUAU